Messenger RNA from Prunus armeniaca (apricot), 1629 nucleotides. NCBI's taxonomy places the organism in Eukaryota, Viridiplantae, Streptophyta, Magnoliopsida, Rosales, Rosaceae. The record is from the annotation of a GenBank genome assembly.
AUGGAGAAAUCUGGGUAUGGCCGUGAUGGUAUUUUCAGGUCUCUUAGGCCACCUCUGGUCUUACCCAGAGACCCAAACCUCUCCAUGGUCUCUUUCCUCUUCAGAAACUCCUCUUCUUACUCAAACAAACCUGCCCUCAUUGAUGCCGAGUCUUCUGAAACCUUGUCCUUCUCUCAGUUCAAGUCCUUGGUCAUCAAGGUCUCCCAUGGCUUACUCCAUUUGGGUAUUAAGAAAAACGAUGUUGUUCUCAUUUUUGCUCCGAAUUCAAUCCAAUUCCCCAUUUGUUUCCUUGGUAUUGUUGCAAGUGGUGCCAUUGCAACCACUUCCAAUCCUCUUUACACUGUCUCAGAGUUGUCCAAGCAAGUGAAAGAUUCAAAUCCCAAGCUUGUCAUAACUGUUCCUGAAUUGUUUGAAAAGGUCAAGGAUUUCAAUCUCCCAGCAGUGAUUUUGGGGUCACAGGGUGCUUCCCACAUUGUAUCCAGGUCAAAGAUUCUAACUUUCCAUGAUUUGGUUGAGUCAGCUGGGUCUGCCUCAGAUUUCCCAUUGGCCAAUAUUAAGCAGACCGACACAGCUGCGCUUUUGUACUCUUCUGGUACAACAGGCAUGAGCAAAGGGGUAGUUUUGACACAUAAGAAUUUCAUUGCCUCAUCUCUUAUGUGCACAAUGGAACAAGAAAUGACUGGAGAAAUGCACCAUGUGUUUCUUUGUGUUUUGCCAAUGUUUCAUGUGUUUGGGUUGGCAAUUAUCACAUAUUCACAGCUGCAAAAGGGCAACGCUGUUGUGUCCAUGUCUAGAUUUGAUCUUCAGAAGAUCUUGAUGGCUGUUGAGAAGUAUAAGGUGACCCAUUUGUGGGUUGUGCCUCCUAUAGUACUUGCCCUGGCAAAGAACAGUGCGGUUAAGAAGUUUAACCUUUCUUCAUUGAGGCAUAUUGGUUCAGGGGCAGCACCUCUGGGGAAAGAGUUGAUGGAGGAGUGUGCCAAAGUUAUUCCUCAAGGUUUAAUUGCUCAGGGCUAUGGUAUGACAGAAACCUGUGGAAUUGCUUCAGUGGAGAAUACGCUAGUAGGGCCUCGGCAUACUGGUUCAACUGGCAUGCUUGUUUCAGGAGUUGAAUGUCAGAUAGUCAGUGUAGACACCCUGAAGCCUCAGCCUCCUAAUAAGUUGGGAGAGAUAUGGGUUAGGGGGCCUAAUAUGAUGAGUGGGUAUUUCAACAACCCACAGGCCACCAACGAGACAAUAGAUAAAAAUGGUUGGGUACAUACGGGAGAUCUUGGAUACUUUGAUGAAGAUGGACAACUUUAUGUAGUCGAUCGAAUCAAAGAGCUCAUUAAGUAUAAAGGUUUUCAGGUGGCACCAGCAGAACUUGAAGGGCUGCUAGUUUCUCACCCUGAAAUAUUAGAUGCUGUUGUCAUUCCGUUUCCUGAUGCCGAAGCUGGUGAGGUUCCAGUUGCAUAUUGUGUACGCACUCCAAACAGCUCACUGACUGAAGAAGAUGUCAAGACUUUUAUAGCUAAUCAAGUUGCACCUUUCAAAAGACUACGAAGAGUAACAUUCAUAAACAGUGUCCCCAAGUCAGCAUCUGGAAAAAUCCUAAGAAGAGAGCUCAUUGAUAAAGUACGGUCCAAGAUAUGA